Molecule: messenger RNA, 7037 nt
Organism: Catharus ustulatus (Swainson's thrush)
Lineage: Eukaryota; Metazoa; Chordata; Aves; Passeriformes; Turdidae
Gene: HS6ST1
Product: heparan sulfate 6-O-sulfotransferase 1
Exons: 2
Coding region: 339-1565 (408 amino acids)
Cellular component (GO): membrane
Molecular function (GO): heparan sulfate 6-sulfotransferase activity
Source: RefSeq, a predicted model, not a curated record
UCCUGAAGCGCGGGGAAGGGAGGGCGGGAGGAGGCUGGUUCUCGCCUCUCGGAGCCUCUCCGCCCCCCUCCUGCCCCUCUCUCUCUAUCUGCCUCUCUCCCAAGUUUGCCGCUGUGCCGCGGCGCCCUCGGAGCGGGUGCUGCGGGCUGGCGCUGCCCGGCUCCCGGCGCUGCCCGGGACGGCGGCGAGCCGAGGGAAGGGCCCGCCGCCCCCGGGGAAGGCUCGGCUCCGGGGAGCCGCGGCGGGAGGCGGCUGGCACGGACGCCGGAGCUCCGCCGCCCACCCCCCGGCAGCGCCGCAGUCCGCCCAGCGCCGGCAGCCCCGGGAGAUGGUGACACAUGAAGCGUGCGGGAAGGACCAUGGUUGAGAGGACCAGCAAGUUCUUGCUGAUCGUGGCCGUCUCGGUGUGCUUCAUGCUUAUCCUGUACCAGUACGUGGGGCCGGGGCUGAGCCUGGGUUCCCCCAGCGGCCGCUCCUACUCGGAGGAGCUGGACCUGUUUCCCACGCCGGACCCGCACUACGUGAAGAAGUAUUACUUCCCCGUGCGGGAGCUGGAGCGGGAGCUCGCCUUCGACAUGAAGGGCGAGGACGUGAUCGUCUUUCUGCACAUCCAGAAGACGGGCGGCACCACCUUCGGCCGCCACCUGGUGCAGAACGUGCGGCUGGAGGUGCCCUGCGACUGCCGGCCCGGGCAGAAGAAGUGCACCUGCUACCGGCCCAACCGCAGGGAGACCUGGCUCUUCUCGCGCUUCUCCACGGGCUGGAGCUGCGGGCUGCACGCCGACUGGACCGAGCUCACCAACUGCGUGCCCGGCGUGCUGGACCGCCGGGAGAGCGCCGCGGCCAAGACUCCCCGAAAAUUUUACUACAUCACACUGCUGAGAGACCCCGUAUCCCGUUACCUCAGCGAGUGGCGUCACGUCCAGCGAGGAGCUACGUGGAAAACCUCCCUGCACAUGUGUGAUGGCAGGACACCGACUCCUGAGGAGCUGCCCUCGUGCUACGAGGGCACGGACUGGUCAGGCUGCACGCUGCAGGAGUUCAUGGACUGCCCCUACAACCUGGCCAACAACCGCCAGGUGAGGAUGCUGGCCGACCUGAGCCUGGUGGGCUGCUACAACAUGUCCUUCAUCCCGGAGAACAAGCGAGCGCAGAUCCUGCUGGAGAGCGCCAAAAAGAACCUCAAAGACAUGGCCUUCUUCGGCCUGACAGAGUUCCAGAGAAAGACUCAGUACCUGUUUGAGAGGACUUUCAACCUGAAGUUCAUCCGGCCCUUCAUGCAGUACAACAGCACGCGGGCGGGCGGCGUGGAGGUGGACAACGACACCAUCCGCAGGAUCGAGGAGCUCAACGAGCUGGACAUGCAGCUCUAUGACUAUGCAAAGGACCUCUUCCAGCAGCGCUACCAGUACAAGAGGCAGCUGGAGAGGAUGGAGCAGAGGAUAAAGAACCGGGAGGAGAGGCUCCUCCACCAGUCCAACGAAGCGCUUCCCAAGGAAGAGACCGACGAGCAGGGACGUUUGCCCACUGAGGACUACAUGAGCCAUAUUAUAGAGAAGUGGUAGCCUAGGCAGACUUUUAUAUCAAUGAUAUUCUAGGGUUUCCAUAUAAGAGAGCGUGGAAGUAAAAUUACAGAACAACGAGAAAUAUUUUAUUUAAAAAACGAGUCUGUAAAACAGAAGAUAGGUUGCUUCCUUAAGCAUAGGGUCUUUUUACUGUUUCUUACAAGACCGAUGAGAUUCUUAAAAAAAAAAAAAUAAAUACAUAAAAAUAAAAAGUGGUCAACAUUCUAAUGCAGAGAUAAAAAAUGCACAAAUGCAGUUACCCCACUCAUAAGGCCAAAUACAGAAGAAUGUUUCUUAUCCUCACGAUUUUAACUCAAAUGGCAGAAGUAGGAUUUUUUAAAAUCUGUUUAUCCCCUGAGCGUAAUGAUCUAAAGAUACAUAAUUGAAAAUACAAGGAAACAGAGGUUUUCUUUUAUGGGGGAGGUGGGAUGGGAGUUGCAUUGUUUGUCAGUAACUGAUGAUGGUGACUAAGUUGAGGAUGGGCCAUCCUGUCAGGCUGGGAUCUGAGCACACAGUCACAGCAUUUCAGCUGGCAGCCACUGCCAGAAAGAAGAGCACUAUAAAAAAUAAAUAAAGAAAACCAGUCAGAGGAUGAGAAACAUUAAAGCAAAUGGACUGUGGCCUGGGAAAUGUAUCACAUAUACAUACACAGCUUCAUCACAAAAAUAAUAGGGAAUUCAUACACAAAACUCCCAGAUUCGUUUCCCAGACAGGUCCCAAAACAAGUUAAAAGCCAACCAUAGACUCAAACCUGCAUUCACAUGUUAUCCUGUCAACUUACACCACUACCACUCAAGCCACCAUCAGUACUGUGUGUUAGCAGCACAUGAAAACCCUAUCCUACAUACUACCAAAAAAAAAGGAAGAAAAAAUUAAAUAUUCCUUCAUAAAUCCGCACAAAAUUCAGCCCCUGCCAAUGAAAAGUCAUUAAUGGGAAUGUGAUGAGGGGGUGAUUUUGUUUUGUUUGUUGCUAUUUGAAAUACUGACCCAGAAUAAGCAUACAGACCUACUCUUGCUGUAUUAUUUCUGUUAUUUUUACUUGCUUUUAUCAAGAGGUAAUGGGCAUCAGCCUGCUUCCAGUGAAGCCACUAGAACUGAUUUAAGUGGGAACAGGAUGGGGCUCUCUUCCAGAGCUGUGAAAAUUUCUGACUAUGGGUCUGAAUUAAUUAUGAGACAGUGCACAUUGUCUUUUGGCAGAGUGCCUGUUGUGCAGCCCUUCCUUUAAAUGAGCAAGCUGUGUUCAUAAAACUGGAAAGGGGAGUCAUGGAUGGUGUUUUUAUAGUCUCAGACCACUCUCAAAGCAGGACUCUUUCUCAUUCAAUGCUGUUUUUUAGGGCCUCAUGUAAGUUUAAUCCUCCAGUGUGGGGACAGUCUAACCAGGUUCUGCUCACAGACUUUUGAGUCAUGGAACAACAAUGACUUCUCUAAUUCCUCUUCCCACUUGUCAAAUUAAAAUAUGGCUUAUUUUUUUGCUGUUGCAAGCACUUCUUUGUUUGGCUGGAAGCAUGGAAAUGAAGUAGUUUUGCCUGGUUCAUGUCUCACUCCGAUAUUACUCAGCCUGUAAGACCUGAACCAGCUAUUGUUUAGGGUAAACUCUGAACCAAAUGGAAUAUGAUUUGAUUUUCAAAGGCCACGUUAACUGCAAAUCAAAUAUGGCAUUGAAAUCACUGGAGGAGAGGCAGGGAACUGAUGCACUCAACUUUAGCAUUUCAUUUUUACAGCAUCCCUUUUCUAUCGCACAAAUCCACUGAUGUGCUGCUUGGUUUGUAUUUUAAUUCUUUCUCUGCCUCUGUGCUCUGUUUCCAGCAGUUUCAAGUUCAGACUGAGUUUGACUCAGUCAAAGUUCAGACUGAGUUUGACUGAGUCAAAGGAGGAGCUUCUUUAUUCUCCUGUGCACACCCUGGGGGAUACACCUUGCUUUUGGAGACUUUCUUCUCCUGAAGAGUAAAGACAGCAGAAAACUUGAGAAAAUACAAAGAGCACUUGGGGCUCAAAUACAAUUCUGUUACAGCCCUGAGCCAAAGUCCACCAGAGUCAGAGGAUGUCUUUCCUGUUGGUGUCAGGUGGAUUUUGGUCAGGUCUGCAUCCUGCUGCUGCAAAGUGCACGAGCACACCCUGGCCUGUCUGCAGGCACACAGGACAUUGUCACCCACACGUUUGGCUGGUACCAGGAUGUGCCAUAAGCAUUCCCUCCUGGAUGAAAAUUGGGAAGCAAAAUGAAGCAGUGUUUGGUGGUUGGCUCAGGGGCAGAGAAGGUAUUACAAGUCCAUUUGCUCAUGUCUGAAUUCCAAGGCUGGGAGAAGCUGUGUCUGCUAGCUGCCAGCACUUUUACGUUUUGCUGUAACUAAAGAAAACAUUUGCAUUUUAAAAAUGCAACUUUGCAGGCUGUUUACCCACAAAACCAGCACGUGAGAUAUAAAAAGCAGCUGUUGUACAUGCACAGUUUCCACCUUUCCCCAGAAGCUUUCCAGGGUGUGUCCUGUGUCAUGGAUCCAUAAGUGGUUCCUGCAGCUAAUCCCUGUUUGAGCCCACUGCUGGGACUGUGUGUGAUUAACACCAGCACUGUGAUCAGGCUGUGUCUGCCUGGGCUGUGCCUGUGUUACAGGCUCUGAGUAACCAGCUGGGUGUUAAUGAAUCUGUCUGCAGGGUUGUCUACAUCAGAAGUAGCCUCUGACCUUAGAACCAUGUCAGUAGAAGACCUUGUUCCCACAGUUUCUUUGUAAUGUGUUGCAGCAACGAGCAGAAGAAAUGAAAUUAUAUUGAAAAUUGUCUUUGUUUAACAGUUUUGUUUCAACCACAAAAGGAGGGCUGACCUCACUUAGUACUGAGGUGGAAGUUUCUAGAUUUAAAUCCUGCACCCAGCAAAUGCCUCGGUUCUUCCACCUCUACACUGGGAGUAACAAAUUUAUGGACUCUAAAAGGUAUGAAAAGUAUAGGGCACUUUGAAACAGAUUCUGAGUAAUGGAAAUGAACAGAAUCACCCAAAAGCCAUUCCUCACCCUGGCUGCUGUGCAGGUCUGCUUCUGGCUGUAAGCCAAGUGUUAAUUUAUUUUAAGUGCUGUGUACCAGAACAUGGGUUGCUGGACAUAUCUGGCACUAUCUUCUUCCUUGAGUGGGUGCAAGGGAACUUUUUUAACAUAAUGUGAAUGUAGUUUUUUUGUGAUUUAUAUGUACCACUCUUCGAAGUGGUCCUAUUUCUUUUCUUUUUAGGACUGAUAUUUUGAUGCUACAAUAACAUGAAAAGUGUGUGUGUAGUUUUAAAAUGAAUGGAGAGCAACAGCUUUAAGGCACUCUGGCAGAAGUAGUGGCCAGAUAGUAGAUUCUUGUUCAAUAUCUGCCCCUUUCUUCCAAAAUGUUUUUCCUGUGACUUCCAGACACACCAAGACGUUCUCCAGUACUUGAAGUGUUUCUUCAGGGGGUCUGUGCAUCAUGGUCCAGGUCAGGUCAAGAGAGUGCAGGCAGGUGCAAGACUGGAUUUGUCUCUUAGGGACUUUGUGACUUCUUAGGGCUAAGAAGUCAAUUUGCUUUUAGUCACCUAAACAGUGUAAGCAUCACUGCUUGGUGGAUGUUGUUGCUGAAGAAAACAUUUUCUUGCUGAUUUGUCUCAUCCUAGUUAGCUCUGUUGAAGGAGUUUGCCUCAUGCAAAGUUUUCCAGACAGUCAGGUGCCACCGUGUGCCCUGUGCAGGUCACAAAAUGCAGGAUUGGAUGGUGAGGUUGCCAGCCCAGGCUGUCACAGGGUUCAAAGUCAUAAACAAAAAAGAAAAAGUCAGCAAAGGAUCAGUGUGAAUUUCUGGCUUUCUGAAUUUCUCCCUUUAUGCCCAACAUUUUGGAAUAAAUUAGGAGCACUUCAGUUAAUGUUUUUUGCACCCUUACUUGCUUACAAAACUGGCAUGACAAUGAAAGCAGCAUAAGAAAGAUCCCAAUAAGCUUUUGAUUCUUUUCUCCCACGGCUGUCCUGUUCUAGAGCAAAAAAGAGCAGUGCAGUGGCUGAGAGUGUGACCAAGGCAGAAGGAGUCCCCAGUGGCAGUACAAUUAUAAUUAAUUAUAAUCAAGUCACUUCACAGAGAGCAGUGAGCAGCCACAGAGGUGAUGAUAACAUCACAGCACAGGACCUGAGCCAGGUUCAUAUCUUGGGGUUUAAAAGCAUCUCUAGUGUCUCACUGGUGUUACCCAGACCCCCUCCUGUCCCACAGACUGUUCCAGUCAUCACAAAAAGGGGGAGCACUGCAGGAAUUCAUCACCCAAACUGUGCUUCAUACUUGUUCCCAGAGCUAGAGCUUGGCAUGCAGCUGACACUGCCUGCUGGAUUCCAAACACAGGGAUGGCUGCAUUCUCUUUUUAUUCUUGUUUUCACUUCCACUAUUAGCAGAUGAUGUUCCAGAGGCAGAAGUGAACAUGGGAUUCACUGCCUGAUCAGGAGCAUUCCAAGCCUUUAUAGCACAGCUCAGGUGAACCAGGGCACGGUCCCAGCUAUCCAUGGCUGUUUGCUUUACCCAUCCACAAGAACUCUGCCAAGGUGAAUGCAGCCCUGAUAAGCACAUGGGUGUUAAAGCCUGUGUUGUCCCAGCUCUGUAAUUCUUAGCCAUGCAAGCUGAAAAAAACCAAGAUUUGCAAAUGAAUCUGUCUCCUCAGAGCCUCACAAUUCCCCCUCCCUGUUCAAUUCCCCCAGGUGUCAAUUCUGGAGACUGGAUUGAGAGAGUUGUACUAUAAUGAAUAAUUUUAUAUUCAAAAGGUUUACUGAGCAUGAUUUGUUUUGUACAUAUUGGAAUAUGAUUUAACUUAUUUUUAUUGCCCCUUUUAAUCUUUUUUUUUCCCAUAAGGAGAAGACAGAAAUCCCCAUCCUCUCUCAGUGUGAAGUUCCUGUGUGUUUAUGUGAAGUCUGCCAGUCAAACACGCCACAGGCAGAGGAUUUCUCACCGUCCCUACAGCUAUCAGAUUUUGUUUUCAUUGUCAUUUCUAUUCAUCUGGGACUUUGCAUAUAUUGUCUCUUCUUUCCUCUCUGCUACACAGUCUGCACAGAGCAGGGAAAGGGCAAUGCAGGCAGGAUUUUAUUUUUCUUCCUUUCUUGUGUGCUUUGCUUCCCAAGGAACUCAGUUCCUCUAGGAGUUGUGUGACUGAGGGUAAAAAAAUACAACUGUCCCCCCACCUGCCUUCCAUCCUCCAUACUGUAGAUCAAUCAGAUUCAGCUUCUCUGAAAGUGAUUGUGGCUGGACUCAUUCCAUUGGGCUGAAUGUGUAUGGUUUGCACUUUCCCCCCCACUUCAGGAACUUAAAAACAACAGAAAAUAAAAGGCAACUGUUUAACUUGAGCCGAGUAACACUUAAAGCUUUAUAUAUUUAUUUAUAGCAUCUUACAAAAAGUGUUAAAAGGUUUUUUCUUCCACAAGAAAAAUAAAAUUUUAAAAAAUCAUCUAAUUGUUUUUGUCUGGAUCAAGGAUGAAUGUUAGCAGAUGAAAUAAACCCUAAAAUUGA